GUUUGGACCACCAAAUAAGCGGCGAGCACACAUUCCGAUCACAUCCCUCGCCGUCAACUCAAAACACAAAUUAUCAUGCCCCUGAACGCACAUCAUCAUGAUACGCCGUUUCUCAGCUUCGAGAGGCUUCAAAGCCCCAUGUAAAUUACUGUUACAGUCCUCAGCAAGUUCAAGUAGUAAAUGGUCCGGCCUCUUCAAAAACUAUAUGCGGCAAAAAAUCACUUCCAAUCGUGGAAUCAACAUUGCAAAAAACCUUUGGAUCGUCUUGUUCUGCAGUUCGUUUAUCGUGCUGCCUAUAUUACACGUCAUUCAUACACGCCCUUCGGAGCAAGAAAAGGAACUCGCAGCUGCACAACUAUCAGCAGUACAAUCAACACGAAAGGACACUCUAAGAAGACGAUUCGAUGAAGCCAAUCUCUCACCAUACGAACGAGAGCGGUUGGAAUCGGAAUUAUGGGCACCCUUGUGCAAAUUCUUGGACAUGGAAGUCUCUCGGAUGGUCAGAGAGCAAAUCACGACUCGAUCCAAUAUUGAGCUUGCAAGAUUCCCUUAGGCGUAGAGCUAUCAUGUUUCACAUUCCUGUGGCUCCCUUCAAAUAUGUUAUCUUGUCCCCACGUUUAUUAUCCUUCUUUACCAACAAGUUUUCCAAUCUCUGUCACCGAGCGGUAGCUCACGUCCCAUGAACACGAUUCCUCUACAAC
Messenger RNA from Mollisia scopiformis, 701 nucleotides. RefSeq lists its product as uncharacterized. Bases 98 to 553 code for a protein of 151 amino acids. The transcript has a single exon. The record is from RefSeq and is a predicted model, not a curated record. Lineage: Eukaryota; Fungi; Ascomycota; Leotiomycetes; Helotiales; Mollisiaceae.